AUGGCGGCGUGUGCGCGGGCGGUGGGGCUGGUGCGGCUGGGGCGGGCGCGCUGGGCGGCGUCGCUGGGGGCGCAGGGGCGCUGCGUGGGGCUGCAGCGGGCCGAGGGGCCGGCGGGGCUGGCGGGGCGGCUGGUGGUGUGGGAGCCGGCGGGCCCGGUGUUCUCGGCGGGGCUGCGGCCGGGGCUGGCGGAGGGCGGCGAGGAGGCGCGGCGGCUGCGGGCCACGGGGGCGGCCCUGGAGCGCGUGCGGCGCGGCGGGCUGCUCACCUUCCACGGGCCCGGCCAGCUGGUGGCCUACCCGGUGCUCGACCUCCGCCGCCUGGCGCCCGCGCCCCUGCCCCUGCGCGCCUACGUGGCCGCCCUCGCCCGCCUCGCCCGCACCGCCGCCGCCGCCCUCGGCCUCCCGCAAGCCCGCGCCCGCCCCCCGCCCCACACCGGCCUCUGGCUCGGCGACAGCAAGCUCUGCGCCAUCGGUGUCCACUGUGGGCAGCACAUAACAUCACACGGACUGGCUCUGAACUGCUGCACCGAUUUGUCGUGGUUUGACCACAUCGUCCCCUGCGGGCUGGAAGGCACGGGGGUCACCUCGCUAAGCCAAGAGCUCGGAAGACAUGUCUCCGUGGAAGAAGCCACCGGGCCUUUCUUGGAUGCUUUUCAAGAGGAGUUUAACUGCACUUUAACGGACUGCGAAGUGCCUUGAAGCUAGAAAAGAUUUCAACAGGCCACAUUUCAGAGGAAAAAAACUGGCCUUAUGACAGUGCUCAAACUGCUUUUUUCUACAGAAGACACAAAAACUUAAAGGCAACGUAUGCAUUAUGUAGGAGGGUACAUUUUUCUGUGUCAGAACAUUGGGCCCACUUGCAUCCUGGGAACUCUGUGGAGACGGAAGUUUAAGGGACAGAAAAUACUGAGUUCCUUCAAUAAAACUACAGUUCCCAGGUAUCCUUGCCUAACUGCUGAAGACCAGAGGUGGACUAUGGAUGAAAAGACACUUAUUUUUUCAUGUUUAAUAUGUGUAAAAAUGAGUCUGUGCACCUUUAAAUAUAAAUUGCAUUCAAACACC
Molecule: messenger RNA, 1062 nt
Organism: Heteronotia binoei (common prickly gecko)
Lineage: Eukaryota; Metazoa; Chordata; Lepidosauria; Squamata; Gekkonidae
Gene: LIPT2
Product: lipoyl(octanoyl) transferase 2
Exons: 2
Coding region: 1-699 (232 amino acids)
Biological process (GO): protein lipoylation
Cellular component (GO): mitochondrion
Molecular function (GO): lipoyl(octanoyl) transferase activity
Source: RefSeq, a predicted model, not a curated record